AUGGCUGACGAAGCGAAGGCGAGAGGCAACGCCGCGUUUUCGGCGGGGAGGUUUGAGGAAGCCGUGGAUCACUUCACGGACGCCAUCAAGCUCGCGCCCGACAACCACGUGCUCUACAGCAACCGGUCGGCGGCGUACGCGAGUCUGCACCGCUACGGCGACGCGCUGGCGGACGCGGAGCGCACGGUGGAGCUGCGCCCCGACUGGCCCAAGGGCUACAGCCGCCUGGGCGCCGCGCUGCACGGGCUGCGCCAGUACGCGCGCGCCGUGGAGGCGUUCGAGCGCGGGCUGGCGCUGGAGCCCAGCAGCGCCGUGCUGCAGGCGGGGCUGGCGGACGCCAAGGCCGCGCAGGCCGCCGACGAGGCGGGCGGAGAGGGGGGAAAUCCGCUUGCGAAGGCGUUUCAGGGUCCCGACUUCUGGGCGCGGCUGCACGCGGACCCGCGCGCGCGGCAGCACCUGAGCGACCCCGCGUUCCGCGCUACGGUGAGCGCCGUGCAGAGCAACCCCGCUCUGCUGAACGCGCACCUGAGCGACCCGCGCAUGAUGGACGUGCUGGGCGCCGCGCUGGGCAUCAGCAUCCGCUCCGCCGCAUCCGCGGACGACGCCGCCGCGUUCGCCGCCGAGGGCAGGGGGGAGGAGGGCGGCAAGGGGGAGAGCAGAGCGGGGAACGAUGAGAAGGAGAAGGAGAAGGAAGCGGGAGGUGCGGAGGCGAUGGAGGAGGCGCUGACAGACGAGGAGAGGGAGGCGAAGGCGAGGAGGCAGGAGGCGGUGAGGGAGAAGGAGGCGGGCAACGCGGCGUACAAGCGCAAGGAGUUUGAGAGCGCCGUGGAGCACUACAGUAAGGCCAUCGAGCUGGACGACUCUGACGUCACCUUCCUCACCAACCGCGCCGCCGUGUUCCUUGAAAUGGGCAAGUACGCAGAGUGCAUAGCAGACUGUGACAGGGCGGUGGAGCGGGGUCGAGAGGUGCAUGCGGACUUCAAGGUGGUGGCGAGGGCGCUCACUCGCAAGGGGACAGCGCUGGUGAAGCAGGCCAAGACAGCCCAGGACUACGAGCCUGCCAUUGCUGCCUUUAAUAAGGCCCUUACGGAGCAUCGCAAUCCCGACACACUGAAGAAGCUCAAUGAGGCAGAGAAGGCAAGGAAGGAGCUGGAACAGCAGGAGUACUACGAUCCAGUCAUCGCCGACCAGGAAAGAGAGAAGGGCAACGAGGAGUUCAAGCUGCAGAAGUUCCCUGAGGCAGUUAAACACUACAAUGAGGCCAUUAAGAGGAAUCCUAAAGACGUCAAGUCUUACAGCAACCGAGCAGCGUGCUACAUCAAGUUGGGCGCCAUGCCGGAGGCAAAGAAGGAUGCGGAGAAGUGCAUUGCAUUGGACGAGUCGUUUGUGAAGGGGUACUUGAGGAAGGGCGCAGCAGAGUAUUUCAUGAAGGAGUAUGACCACGCCAUGGAGACCUACCAGCAGGGCCUCAAGGUGGAACCGGGAAACCAGGAGCUGUUGGAUGGCAUUAGGAGCUGCGUGCAGCAGAUCAGCAAGGCCAACAGGGGGGACAUUGCGCCAGAGGAGCUUAAAGAGAGGCAGGCGAAAGCGAUGCAGGACCCUGAGAUCCAGUCCAUUCUCACGGACCCAGUCAUGCGCCAGGUGCUCACAGACUUCCAGGAAAACCCUCAGGCAGCCAUGCAGCACCAAAAGAACCCCAUGGUCAUGGCCAAAAUCCAAAAGCUGGUUGCAGCAGGGAUUGUGCAAGUGCGCUGA
Messenger RNA from Closterium sp. Yama58-4, 1755 nucleotides. Lineage: Eukaryota; Viridiplantae; Streptophyta; Zygnematophyceae; Desmidiales; Closteriaceae. The record is from the annotation of a GenBank genome assembly.